AUGGCGUCGAGGUGCGCGGCAAAGCUUCCCCACUCACCGUGCACGGCGCCGCAGCAUGGCCGGGCGAGUUCGCGGGUCCCGGCACGGUCAGCGCAAUCGGCCGCGUCAAAUUUGCCGUGCGUUUUGGCACGAGGGCGUGCCGUCGCGUGCGCCUUCAGCUUCAGGCCAUGUAUCGACAUUCACAAGGCGAAAGUUAAACAGAUAGUUGGGUCUACCCUCCGGGAUGCAUCGGAUGAUGGCACGGCACUGGUGACGAACUUUGAAUCAGACAAGUCUCCAGCAGAAUUUGCGAAUAUUUACAAAGAAGAUGGACUUGUUGGUGGACAUGUUAUAAUGCUUGGCGGAGAUCCCGCAAGCCGUUCUACUGCCCUGGAAGCACUACAUGCAUAUCCUGGUGGUUUGCAAGUUGGAGGUGGAAUAAAUUUGGAGAAUGCAAUGUCAUACCUUAAUGAAGGGGCAAGUCACGUGAUUGUAACUUCGUAUGUGUUUAGUGAUGGCAAAAUGAACAUUGAAAGGCUGACGCAACUUGUUGAGCUUGUUGGGAAACGAAGGCUUAUUUUGGACCUUAGUUGUCGAAAAAAGGUAAGGAAUUCAUCUAGUGUAACUAGUUGA
Molecule: messenger RNA, 612 nt
Organism: Hordeum vulgare subsp. vulgare (domesticated barley)
Lineage: Eukaryota; Viridiplantae; Streptophyta; Magnoliopsida; Poales; Poaceae
Product: 1-(5-phosphoribosyl)-5-[(5-phosphoribosylamino)methylideneamino] imidazole-4-carboxamide isomerase, chloroplastic-like
Exons: 5
Coding region: 1-612 (203 amino acids)
Biological process (GO): L-tryptophan biosynthetic process; L-histidine biosynthetic process
Cellular component (GO): cytoplasm
Molecular function (GO): 1-(5-phosphoribosyl)-5-[(5-phosphoribosylamino)methylideneamino]imidazole-4-carboxamide isomerase activity
Source: RefSeq, a predicted model, not a curated record